AUGAAUAUGAUCCUGAGAGCAGGGGAAAGAGAAACACGAGGGCCACUUACCAAUGCAGGCAUCCGUCUACCAGCAAACAGAGGAUUCAUGGAUGAUCUCACCAUCACCACAGAAACCCAUAUCCAAGCUAGAUGGAUCCUGAAAGCCCUAGAUGAGACUGUGACAUGGGCAAGAAUGGUUUUUAAGCCAAAGAAGUCCAGGUGUCUGGUAGUAAAGAAGGGAAAGGUCACGACACAGUUCAAGUUAUUCAUCCAAGGCGAGGAAAUCCCAUCAUUGGUAGAUAACCCAAUCAAGUGCCUAGGUAAAUGGUUUGAUUCUACACUCUCAGACAAGAGCAGCAAAGGAAGAAUCCGGCAACAGCUUGAGGAAGGUCUCCGGAGAAUUGACAGAGCAGAACUACCAGGGAAGUUCAAGUCCUGGAUCUAUCAGCACGGUCUACUACCAAGGCUUGUUUGGCCACUGAUGGUCAACGAGAUACCAGUGAGUCUAGUGGAGCAACUCGAACAGGCAGUAAGCAAGCACAUAAGAAGAUGGCUAGGGCUGCCACCAUCGUUCAGCUCCAUAGGACUAUAUGGAAGGUGUACAAAGCUGCAGAUGCCACUGACAUCCCUAGUAGAGGAAUACAAGGUAGCAAAAGCAAGGCUGUUCCUAACACUACGGGACUCCGCAGACCAGAAGAUCAGUAAAGCUGGAAUAGAAAUCCGAACAGGGAGGAAGUGGUCGGCAAGCAAGGCAGUUGAACAAGCCGAGAGUAGUCUGCACCACCAGGUCAUUGUUGGAGCUACCAACAAAGGUCGGGAAGGCCUAGGGCAUGGGCAACAGCCCCGAUGGGAAAAGGCAGACAGCCAGGAAAGACGCUCCAUGGUACAACAGGAAAUCAGAAGGUCAGAAGAUACCCAUCGGUCUGCAAGAUCUGUGCAGAUGGGCCAACAAGGUUGUUGGAGUCGAUGGAAUCUGCCAGAGAGAAAGCUGACAUGGAGUGAACUCUGGCAGUAUGAACCCCUCCAGCUGUCCUUUUUACUGAGAUCAGUAUAUGAUCUUUUGCCAACACUAACAAACCUUGAAAGAUGGAAGCUUAGUGACGACCCAAGCUGUCCACUAUGCAGCCAGAGAGGGACACUAGCACAUGUACUCUCAUCCUGUCCUGUUGCUCUCUCUCAAGGUCGUUACAGAUGGAGGCACGACCAAGUCCUGCGAGUGCUUGCCAACAUCCUGGAGCAAGAAAGAAGGAAGGAGCGGCAAAUCAACACCAAAGGGUCAGGUUACAUCAACUUUGUCAGGGAAGGACAGAAGGCAAAGGGUAGCCAGAACACAAGCCUGCUACAAGAGGCCAGACACUGGGAGAUGAAGGUUGAUCUCCAACAGAAACUUGCAUUCCCAGAUGUUGUUCAAACAAACCUACGCCCUGAUAUAGUCAUCUGGUCAACAGCUCCAAAAAAGAUGAUACUCCUGGAACUGACUGUCCCUUGGGAAGAAAGAACUGAUGAAGCAAAUGAAAGGAAGCGGUCAAAGUACCAAGAACUGGCAGACAUGUGCAGGGAGAGAGGGUACACCACCUGGAUCUUCCCUGUAGAAGUAGGAUGUAGGGGCUUCCCUGCACAAUCUGUGUGGAAAGCGCUAGGAGCUUUGGGCAUCAAAGGCAGCGCUAGGAAAAGCUCUGUACGGGCCCUUGGCAAGGCGGCAGAGAGAGCGUCCAGUUGGCUCUGGCUACGACGCAAUGAAACGACAUGGAAGCCAUCACAGACGAGCAGUGAUUGA
This is a messenger RNA of Dreissena polymorpha, 1758 nucleotides long. RefSeq lists its product as uncharacterized. Lineage: Eukaryota; Metazoa; Mollusca; Bivalvia; Myida; Dreissenidae. Bases 1 to 1758 code for a protein of 585 amino acids. The transcript has a single exon. The record is from RefSeq and is a predicted model, not a curated record.